AUGAUAGUCAAUUCAGUGAACUUUUUCGAUGCUUCCAAGAGGUGCUUGAGCAAAGAGAUGUCCAGCCCCUAUUUGUGAAUGUCAUCUUCGAAGAGAUGCCAUCAAGUGGCAAGAGCCAAGAAAGUUUUGGGCUUGGCCCUAUUUUACACUGGGAACAAUGACGAACACAUGGCAAGGUUGUUAAAGUGCUUGGCACAAUUUAAGUCCAUCUACUUGUGGAUUGACAAUGCUAAAAGCCAAACUGGAAGACAAGUAAAGACCACAUUUGGAAGAAAAGCUCCAGUUAGUGAGUUGAUGAUCCUAACCCCAAAACCAAAUGACCCCUGUCUUAAUGUUUGCUUUUCAGGAGAAUCCCUGAAAGAGGUAUCUGAUGAACAACUGGAACAUGCAAUUCGUUGCUUAUGUGAACUUUUACCAUCCACCUCUAGAAAGGAUUGUCAAGUAGCACAAGGGUCAGGGACAAUUGCCCUAGGGAAAGAAGGAGCAGAAGAUUCCCCUACUUUAGAGAAAAUGAAAAGGGAGGUGUAUGACUGGGUUGGGCAGGAGACUUCCCAACAAAAAUCUCCUCCAAUCAGAAAAACUGUGCCUGAUAACUAGGAAACAAGAUGAAGCAACUGAAAUAUUUGGAAAAGAUGAUGAGGUGUCUUUCUAUGGGAAUUUUGAUCCCGAUCAAUCCCUUGAUUCCACCAUUCCUGGAAAGUGGAAAAUUUUCUUCACAGAAGUUUCUAUUAAUACAUUUCGCAAACAAAAGAGGGAUCCCUCAAUGCCACUGUUUCUGAUGACAAGGACAAGGGAGAGCACAGAGAUAAGGUUGAGGAGAACAAGACUUUAAGUGAGGAACUAGAAAAGAAGAAAAAGAAGAAGACACGGAAGAGAAGAAAGAAGAAAAAUAUUGCAUCUCUGCAAGAAGGCAACAAAGAAACUAGUGAAAGAGUAGAAGUUGUAAAUGAGAGCAACAAUUAGCCUUUAGUGACUGUGCAGUGCCUUGUACUUAGCCUUAAGUUUUCGUUUCAUUCCUGUCAUAAAGUUUUCUUUGUAAAUAUGAUGAGAAUAAAUGAUAUCAAGUUUUCCAACAUGUAUUAGUUGUUUGGUGUAUUUGACAACAUUUUCCAGAGGCAAAGAGAUCA
Molecule: messenger RNA, 1127 nt
Organism: Pocillopora verrucosa
Lineage: Eukaryota; Metazoa; Cnidaria; Anthozoa; Scleractinia; Pocilloporidae
Source: RefSeq, a predicted model, not a curated record